GAGUCUUGCACGCAUCUGCAAAGUCUGGUUGCCUACUGUAUCUGCCCUGAGCCUCGAAAACAGAGUUUGGAACCUUCGACUCCUUACGGCAGAGGCCUGGCUGACCUGAUGUCUACCACAGGAUUUCUAUCCGGGGGGCAAAUUAUCGAGUCUAGAAUUGUAUAUAUGAAGGGCCAAUAUGAUUCAAGCCGGAUGUCAGCGGCCUCAUGGGCGUAACGGUAGGAUUCAACACAUCGACUCGCAAAUCACAUUGGCCAUUCAAUUCCAAUGGAGAUAAUUAGUAUUGCCCUCAUGAUCCAGUCUUGGCAUUCCAAGAAUAAUGAACGGCUUUAGAAGGGUCGGACAAUGUGACCUCAUUCAUUUUGGCUGGAAACGAGCUUGUGAUCGCCCUUGUGGUGAUCGGUGGAAUGCUCGGCCAAGUUCUUUGCAUGCCGUAAUUGAGACAUAGACCCCCACUGUCGCAUGUGGUAGUAACUCUAUCUUGUUAUAAAUCAUAUUUAAUAACUAGCCAAUUGCUUUGGAAAACAAUCUGAUCAACAUCUCUGCGACUCUUUACUGGCACCCCUUUGACCCAACAUGGAGGGGCCACGCGGCGUCUAUCUCUUUGGAGACCAGACAAGUGAUUUCGACGCCGGCUUACGUCGCCUGUUGCAAGUGAAGAACAACACCAUUGUCGCGUCGUUCUUCCAGAGAUGCUUCCACGCGUUGCGUCAAGAGAUUGCGAGCCUCCCGCCGUCUCAGCGCAAGAUCUUCCCUCGGUUCACAAGUAUAGUAGACCUACUGGCGCGUCACCGCGAAUCAGUCCCUAAUCCGGCUCUGGAGAGCGCGUUGACGUGUAUCUAUCAAUUGGGCUGCUUCAUAAACUACUAUGGAGAUCUCGGAAACAAGUAUCCAUCUGCUUCGGAGUGUCAUAUAAUUGGAUUGUGCGCAGGUCUGCUUAGCUCUGCAGCUGUGAGCUCUUCGACUAAUGUCGGAGAACUACUACCGGCCGCAGUCGAAGCAGUGGUAGUAGCUCUCCGUCUCGGUCUAUGUGUACUUAAAGUUCGAGAGCUGGUGAGCUCUGACCAAUCGACAUCAACAAGUUGGUCAGUCUUGAUAUCAGGGAUCAGUGAGAAAGAUGCCUCGCAACUCCUGGGUGAUUUUACCGUUGAAAGAGCAAUCCCUCCUUCAUCCCAACCGUAUAUUAGUGCGGUGGGAUCUAACAGUAUUACGAUUAGCGCACCACCUAAAGUCCUCGAUGCUUUGAUUGAGACCAGGCUAUCAAAGAGCUAUAAACCUAUGAGGGCUCAAAUCUAUGGCCCUUACCACGCGCCGCAUCUGUAUGAUGGCCGAGACGUUGAGAGGAUACUCGAAAGCUACCCCAAUGAUGUCGUCUCCGACUACAUACCUCGUAUUCCCGUGUUAUCAAGCACUACGGGAAAGCCAAUAAAGACUAAACGAAUGAAGGAUCUGCUCAAAGUCGCCCUUGAGGAGAUUUUAUUACGCCAGCUAUGCUGGGAUAAAGUGACGGAUUCCUGCUUGUGGAUAUUGAAAUCUGCACGCCACCAAACGUGCAAAUUGUUCCCAAUUGCAAGCACCGCCUCACGGAGCUUGUUCACAGCUCUUACAAGAGCCGGAAUAUCCGAUAUCGAAGUGGAAAAUGGGAUCGGUGAUAUACCCACAAACCCUAAGGACAAUCUGAACAUAAGCGGCAGAGCCGACUGCUCCAAGAUUGCUAUCAUUGGCAUGUCUGGAAGAUUCCCAGAGGCUGAUGGCAUAGAAAGCUUCUGGGACCUUCUAUAUAAAGGACUUGACGUACAUCGAAAGGUGCCCGCAGAGCGUUGGGAUGUUGAUGCUCAUGUCGAUCUUACUGGAGCAAAGCGGAACACCAGCAAAGUUCCAUAUGGAUGUUGGAUCAACGAACCAGGCCUGUUUGACCCUCGCUUCUUCAAUAUGUCACCACGAGAAGCUCUUCAGGCAGACCCUGCCCAGCGGCUUGCCUUACUCACGGCCUAUGAAGCUCUUGAAAUGGCUGGGUUCAUUCCCGACAGCACCCCGUCAACCCAGAGAGAUAGGGUCGGUAUAUUUUAUGGAAUGACCAGUGAUGACUACCGUGAAAUAAACAGUGGUCAAGAUAUUGAUACGUAUUUUAUCCCCGGCGGCAACCGAGCUUUUACACCUGGACGGAUAAACUACUACUUCAAGUUUAGUGGACCUAGCGUCAGCGUCGAUACGGCUUGUUCUUCAAGUCUUGCAGCGAUCCACAUGGCUUGCAAUUCAAUCUGGAGGAAUGACUGCGAUGCAGCCAUUACAGGUGGUGUUAACAUAUUGACAAAUCCCGAUAAUCAUGCUGGUCUUGAUCGUGGCCAUUUCCUUUCUAGGACUGGGAAUUGCAAUACAUUCGAUGAUGGCGCUGAUGGAUACUGUAGAGCAGAUGGGGUGGGAACAGUCAUUCUCAAACGACUGGAAGAUGCUCAAGCAGAUAAUGACCCAAUCCUUGGCGUUAUCAAUGGAGCAUAUACCAAUCACUCUGCAGAAGCGGUGUCUAUUACCCGUCCUCAUGUUGGCGCACAAGCUUUUAUCUUUAACAAGCUGUUGAAUGAUGCGAAUGUUGAUCCCAAGGACAUCAGCUAUGUUGAAAUGCAUGGAACAGGCACUCAAGCUGGAGAUGCCGUGGAAAUGCAAUCGGUUCUUGAUACAUUUGCUCCUGACUACCGUCGUGGACCAGGGCAGUCCCUCCAUCUCGGCUCCGCAAAAGCAAAUGUUGGUCAUGGAGAAUCAGCCUCUGGAGUGACUUCACUCGUCAAAUCGCUUCUAAUGCUGAAGAAGAACAUUAUACCUCCUCAUUGUGGUAUAAAAACCAAGAUAAACCAUAACUUCCCUACUGAUCUUGCGCAACGCAAUGUUCAUAUCGCCUUCCAACCUACUCCCUGGAAUAGGCCGGCCUCCGGAAAGCGCCAGCUCUUCUUGAAUAACUUCUCGGCAGCUGGUGGAAACACUGCUCUCCUUUUGGAAGAUGCACCGAUACCUCAGAUUAACGACCAGGAUACCCGGCCCGUGCACGUUGUGUCUAUUUCAGCACGAUCUCAAAGUGCGCUCAAGAACAAUAUCACGUCCCUGGUAAAAUACAUCGAUGAACAAGGAAGAUCAUUCAAUAUAAACGAGGGAGAGUUCAUUCCAAGCUUGGCAUACACCACCACAGCACGGCGUAUUCAUCACCCUUUCCGAGUUACAGCUAUCGGGUCUACAUUGCAUGAGCUGCACGAGUCGCUCAAUAGUAGCUCUCGCCUGGAGAGCUAUACCCCUGUCCCUGCGACGGCCCCAGGUGUUGGAUUUGCUUUCACUGGCCAGGGAGCUCAGCACACAGGAAUGGGCAAGCAGCUGUACGAGAAAUGCUCGCAGUUCCGGGCCACAAUGCAGCACUUUGAUUGCAUCAGCCAAAGCCAAGGGUUUCCCUCAAUUCUUCCUUUGAUUGACGGAAGCGUGCCGGUAGACGAGCUGGGCCCUGUUGUGACACAGCUUGGGACUACAUGUCUUCAAAUGGCCUUGGUAACUUAUUGGGACUCACUCGGUAUAAGACCCGCGUUCGUCCUUGGGCAUAGCCUUGGAGAGUUUGCUGCCUUGAACACCGCAGGUGUAUUGUCGACUUCUGAUACUAUAUAUCUCUGUGGUCGCCGAGCUACGCUCCUUACGGAAUACUGCCAGAUUGGAACACACGCCAUGUUGGCGGUCAAGGCUUCUUACCCACAAGUCAAGCAGUUGCUGAAAGAAGGUGUGGAUGAAGUGGCCUGUGUCAAUUCACCCAGUGAGACAGUCGUCAGUGGUCUCAGCGCCGAUAUUGAUGACUUGGCCCAAAGAUGUUCUACCGAAGGCUGGAAGUCUACUAAGUUGAGGGUGCCAUUCGCUUUCCAUUCCGCUCAGGUUACUCCAAUCCUUGAACGAUUCGAGGAAGAAGCCCGGGGUGUCACGUUCCGCAAGCCGUCAAUACCGUUUGUCUCCUCGCUCCUCGGGGAAGUUAUCACGGACACUAAUUACGAUGUCCUUGGAGCUCAAUAUAUGGUGAAACAGUGCAGGAAGUCGGUGAACUUCCUUGGUGCUCUUGAGGCUACGAGGUAUGCGAAGUUAAUGAAUGACAAGACUGUCUGGCUCGAAGUUGGCGCUCAUACCAUAUGCUCUGGUAUGAUAAAAGCGACAUUUGGCCCUCAGGUUACAACCGUGGCGUCUCUUCGCCGAGAGGAGAAUGCCUGGAAAAUCCUUUCCAAUAGUUUGGCAGCCCUUCAUCUGGCGGGUAUUGACAUUAAUUGGAAAGAAUAUCACCAGGACUUUAGAGCCAGCCAUCAGGUGCUUCCACUUCCUGCCUACAAAUGGGAUCUCAAGAACUAUUGGAUUCCCUACAGUAACAAUUUCUGCCUUACAAAGGGUGCCCCUCAAGCUGAAAUCCAAGCCGUGCCGCAAUCGACAUUCCUGUCCACAGCCGCUCAAAAGGUUGUGGAGAGUCGUGACGACGGUAUAACAGCGACCGUUGUUGUGCAAAAUGACAUCGCUGAUCCUGAGCUGAACCGCGUUAUUCAGGGUCACAAGGUUAAUGGAGCUGCCCUUUGCCCUUCGUCGCUCUACGCGGAUAUUGCUCAGACUCUUGGAGAGUACUUGAUAGAGAAGUACAAACCUGAAUUCAAAGGUCUGGGUCUCGAUGUAUGCGACAUGACCGUACCGAAGCCACUCAUCGCAAAGUCCGGAGAACAGCUUUUCAGAAUAUCUGCUACUGCCAAUUGGGCUGAAAAGAAAGCGUCGGUUCAGGUAUAUGCCGUAAAUGCUGACGGGAAAAAGACCGUUGAACAUGCGCAUUGCACUGUGAAGUUCUUUGAAGCCAGUGCCUCUGAGCUGGAAUGGAAACGUAUUUCGUACCUGGUCAAGAGAAGCAUCGACCGCCUCCACCAAAAUGCGGAAACAGGAGAGGCUCACCGUAUCCAACGUGGAAUGGUGUAUAAGCUUUUCAGUGUGUUAGUCGACUACGAUGACAAUUACAAGUCAAUCCGCGAGGUUAUCCUGGACAGUGAUAAUAAUGAAGCCACUGCUCUUGUUAAAUUCCAGGCACCUCCAGGCAAUUUCCAUCGGAACCCAUUCUGGAUCGACAGCUUCGGUCACCUUUCCGGGUUUAUUAUGAAUGCAAGCGAUGCGACGGACUCUAAGAGCCAAGUAUUUGUUAAUCAUGGGUGGGAUUCUAUGCGCUGCCUGAAGAAGUUCUCUCCUGAUGUCACCUAUCGCACUUACGUGAGAAUGCAGCCAUGGCAGAACAACAUCUGGGCAGGAGACGUGUACAUUUUUGAAGGUGACGAUAUUAUUGCUGUGUUUGGAGGCGUCAAGUUCCAAGCGCUGGCGCGCAAGAUACUUGAUACCGUCCUUCCUCCGGUUGGAGGUUCAAAGACCCCAACUGCAGCCAAAUCGUCACCUCCAGCUCGCACUCGGAAGUCGAGCACAGGCGCCAAGGCCCGUCCUGUUAAAGCAUCUGCCCCAUCCAAGUCCUUCAUCAAGUCUUCCGGACCAAGUGUGGUCAUGCGUGCACUCAGCAUUCUGGCUUCAGAAGUUGGUUUGGCAGAGUCUGAAAUUUCAGACGACCUCGUCUUUGCGGACUAUGGUGUAGACUCUCUCCUAUCCUUGACAGUUACCGGCAGAUAUCGUGAAGAGCUGAGCCUCGAUCUGGAGUCUUCUGUGUUCACCGAUCACCCUACUGUUAAGGACUUUAAGCGGCUUAUCGCACAAGUGAGUCCUUCGGAUAGCAAUGAUGGGUCAUCAAGCGAACAAGAAUCGAACUUCUCCUUCAAUGGUGGCGAGUCUUCAAGUGCAAGCACUCCUGACCUCAUGUCACCGCCAAACGAGAAGGUAGCCCAGGUUGAGCAGAACAACACCAUGAAAGAAAUCCGAAACAUCAUGGCGGAGGAGAUUGGUGUGCCUGCCGAAGAGAUCAAACCGGAUGAAAACUUGGGAGAGAUGGGCAUGGACUCGCUCCUCUCCUUGACUGUUCUUGGGAAAAUCAGGGAGACACUGGACAUGGACCUACCAGGAGAGUUCUUCAUUGAUAAUCAGACCCUCAAUGACAUCGAGGUUGCUUUGGACCUGAAACCGAAGGCCGCUCUGGCCCCAACGCCUAUGCCAGAACCAGUCAAGUUCCCCGACGCCAUCCAAGGCCUUAAACCCAAGGUCACUCAACACCCCAAGGCCACAUCAAUCCUGUUACAAGGAAACCCCAGGACAGCAACGAAGACAUUAUUUCUGUUUCCCGACGGCUCUGGCUCAGCUACAUCCUACGCUACUCUCCCUGGAGUUUCACCCGACGUCUGCGUAUACGGAUUGAACUGCCCCUACAUGAAAACACCUGAAAACCUCAAGUGCAGGUUAGACGAGCUCACUGCACCUUACGUAGCAGAGAUCCGCCGCCGUCAACCCAAGGGCCCGUACAACUUCGGCGGCUGGUCAGCAGGCGGAAUCUGCGCAUACGACGCAGCACGCCACCUGAUGUUUGAGGAGGGCGAAGAAGUUGACCGCCUGCUCCUCCUCGAUACCCCAUUCCCCGUCGGACUAGAGAAGCUGCCACAGAGAUUGUACGGCUUCUUCAACUCUAUCGGUCUCUUCGGCGAAGGUAAGACAGCACCACCCGCCUGGCUGCUACCACACUUUCUUGCCUUCAUCGACGCCCUCGACGCAUACAAGGCCUCACCUUUCCCGUUCACAGACGAGAGAUGGGCCAAGAAGCUACCUAAGACCUACAUAAUCUGGGCUAAGGACGGUGUCUGCGGGAAGCCGGGAGAUCCCCGACCUGACCCCCCAACAGACGGUUCUAAGGAUCCCAAGGAGAUGGUCUGGCUCCUCAAUGAUCGCAAAGACCUGGGACCUAACAAGUGGGAUACAUUGGUUGGAGCUGAGAAUAUUGGGGGAAUCACGGUCAUGGAAGGAGCUAAUCACUUCACCAUGACGAAAGGGGAGAAAGCGAAAGAGUUGUCGAUUUUUAUGGCAAAGGCUAUGGCUUAA
This is a messenger RNA of Aspergillus alliaceus, 7005 nucleotides long. It is a transcript of the gene pksP, whose product is annotated as polyketide synthase alb1. The coding region runs from base 577 to 7005 and encodes 2142 amino acids. NCBI's taxonomy places the organism in Eukaryota, Fungi, Ascomycota, Eurotiomycetes, Eurotiales, Aspergillaceae. The transcript is spliced from 5 exons. Gene Ontology annotation, biological process: fatty acid biosynthetic process. Gene Ontology annotation, molecular function: phosphopantetheine binding; fatty acid synthase activity; 3-oxoacyl-[acyl-carrier-protein] synthase activity. The record is from RefSeq and is a predicted model, not a curated record.